UUGGAGGAUGUUUAUGAGAACGAACCAAAACCAUGGUUUUCCAUGAGUGAAUUUAAAGAUCUACCCACUGAACCACGAAAUGCAGAAAAGGAAUUUGAUAAAAUUAUUCGCAACAUCUCAUAUCAUGCCUCUGCAGUUUUGCACCCAAUUGACAACAUUGGAAGAAUACUACAAAAUUCAAAACUCGAUGACAAUGAUACAGAAGCCAAAGCUGGCUAUGAAUUAUUGCAAAGAGAUAGGAAAGGUGUAUUUGGCGACAAACUCAAAGACCUGAUUAAAGAAGAAAAUACCAAGGCAAAAUUAUACAAUAAUGCCAAUAAGGAUUACUUUUCAGAAUGGGAUCAAAAACCCCCAAUAAAGAUCCAAAAACUAAAAAGUUCUACAAAUAUUCGUUUAGAUUUACAAGAAACCAAGACCGAAAUACAAGCCUUGUUAGAUGCACAAGCUAUUGAAAAA
This is a messenger RNA of Racocetra persica, 456 nucleotides long. Lineage: Eukaryota; Fungi; Glomeromycota; Glomeromycetes; Diversisporales; Gigasporaceae. The record is from the annotation of a GenBank genome assembly.